UCUCACUAUCUCUCAUUCUCUCUAUCUCCCUCCCUCUUUCUCCCCCUCUCAAUCUCUCUCCCCUCUAUCUCACUCUCUCAUUCUCUCUCUCCCUAUCUCUCAUUCUCUCUCCCCCUCUCUUAUUCUCUCUCCCUCUAUCUCACUCUCUCAUUCUCUCUAUCUCCCUCCCUCUCUAUCUCACUCAUUCUCUCAUUCUCUCUCCCUCUCUUUCAGUCUCUCUCAUUCUCUCUAUCUCCCUCCCUCUUUCUCCUCCUCUCUCAUUCUCUCUCCCCCUCUCUCACCCCCCCCCCAACAAUUUUGUGAGUGAAAGAAUGGAUGUUGAGUGAUGUAUUGGCACCAUGUCGACACUACUGCUACAGAAGCGGGAGGAGGAGGGACCCAUAUCCUGUGAAGCUGCCACAGAUCUGUAAGCUGCUGAGGGCCGGGGGUGCUGAAGGCCUGAGCUUCGUCUCCUCUCUCUUCGAGCUGUUCGCCAUCACUGGCAGCAUGGUCUACUGCAUCAGCCUCAACUUUCCCAUCGGUGCCUGGGGUGAGAGUCUGUUCAUAGUGAUCCAGAAUUUGACCAUUGGAUUCCUCAUUCAGCACUUUGGAGGAAGCACCCUCAAAGGUGUUGGUUUCGUCUUAAUUUACUGCUGCCUCCUGUCUCUUCUCAUCUCCCCUCUGACCCCCUGGUCAGUUGUCAUACUGAUGGAGUCCUCAUAUAUGCCUGCUGUUAUAAUUGCCCAGCUCAUUCAGUCAGGGAUGAAUUAUCGCAACGGUCACACAGGCCAGCUCUCAGCCGUUUCUGUCUUCCUGCUCUUCUUCGGGUCCUUGGCUCGCAUUCACAUCUCUGCAAAGGAUACUGGAGACUCUCUGAUGACCCUGACCUGUGUACUUGCAUCCUGCUGUAACGCUGUCAUUGCAGGUCAGGUCCUGUGUUAUUGGAACCGUAGUCCCUCUGUUAAAGGGAAGGAAGAAUAGACAUGGAUAGCCCACUCAUCCAGAUGCAGGACCAAGGACUUACUGCCAUUCUGUUGACUAGGUGUGUGCAACUCCUGGAGGGCCAGUAUGUAUCCUGAAAGUGGUUUUAGUUCCAACCAAUUAUUCUGGCUUCAUUUCCUACAAUGCUGAAUGUAACAGUUGCAGCUUAUUCACUGCUAUAUCAGUGCAGUCAUUGGCAUUACAUCCCAAAAUGGAUGUGCCCUUAUGUACACUGUUGGUACACAAUAUAUAUGUAUAUAUAUUGGUCAGGAGCUUUUAGUGUGGAGUUGGCUUGUUACUGAUUUAGUCCUCCCCCACCUGUCCUUUGCCCAUACCACAAAAAAGGAAAUAUCAUGUUGAACAUUUCUUGGGGAAUUUUUAUGUAACCAGUGAACUGCCGAAAGUAAUUCACCCUACAACUCUAUAUCCAAGAUAUCAAGGCCUUAAAUGUAAAAUUUGAAUGCACAAAUUAAAUCAAAGUUUUACUGAAAGUGUUAUAAUGAGUGCAUUUCAAUUGUGAUAAAUAGUUUACGUGAUGUUGAUCAAUCAUCUGUCAACAUAUGUUUAUGUCGACCUAUCUGUACAUUUUGGAGGGGAGAGAGAAGGAGGACUAAUUGUUGGGGGGAA
Conger conger (European conger) is the source of this 1587-nucleotide messenger RNA. RefSeq names its product mannose-P-dolichol utilization defect 1 protein-like. The transcript is spliced from 6 exons. The record is from RefSeq and is a predicted model, not a curated record. Gene Ontology annotation, biological process: oligosaccharide biosynthetic process. NCBI's taxonomy places the organism in Eukaryota, Metazoa, Chordata, Actinopteri, Anguilliformes, Congridae. Bases 316 to 960 code for a protein of 214 amino acids.